AUGUUGCUCUCUCAUCUGCGUGAAACGCCGCGUGAAGCGCGUGGCUGGCGUCUUUGGUUCAGCGCUUGGGCUGUUGGCGCUUUGGGUAUCUCGCGAGGUCUUGACGAAGGUAUCAUCUCCGGCGUUCUCAAGCAGCACAGCUUUGUCAAGACAUUCGGCUUUGACGACAACUCGCCUCAGGAAGCCACGAUCGCCUCGCAGCUUCAGUUGGGUUCGGUCGCAGGCUCUGCCAUCGCCUUCUUCCUUUGCGAUCGUCUCGGUCGUCUCCGAACCUCGAUGCUCGCUUGUCUCCUCUGGAUCUUUGGCACUGCUAUCUGGAUGACCUCAGCUGGCAUUCACGGGACUCACCACCCAGGCAACUACCACCAGCUCCUUGCUGGUCGCUUCAUUGCUGGCCUGGGUGUUGGUUUCACUCCUGUUGUCGCCCCCGUCUACCUCGCCGAGAUUGCCCCAAAGGCGAUCCGCGGUCUCUGUGUUUGCAUCUUCUCUGGUAGUGUUUACAUUGGAAUCUUGCUUGGCUACUUGUCUAAUCUUGGAACUUCGAUCCAAUUCAACGAUGCAAGACAGUGGACGAUUCCCGCAAGCAUCAACUUCAUAUUUGCCGGAUUGACCUUCAUCGGCUGUCUCUUCGCCAAAGAGUCACCUCGUUGGCUCAUCAAGCAAGGUCGAUACGAAGAGGGCCGCAAGGUGCUCAGCUACUUGCGAAACUUGGAUGAAGACCAUCCUUUCGUAGUCAACGAGAUCGAAGUUAUGGAGCAGCAAAUCCAAGCAGAGAAGGAAGCGCUUGAAGGACUCAACAUGUUCCAGAUCCUCAAGAAGCUCGUUACCAACAAGAACAACCAGUACAUUCUCUUCCUUGGGCUGGGUAUCCAAGUGCUCGGUCAGCUUAGUGGCGGAGGUGUCUACACGAUUUUUGCUCCCAAAAUCUUUGGCCUGCUUGGCGUUCCAGGUGGAACAAGGACCAAGCUGUUUACGACGGUGAUCUUUGGUAUCGUUAAGCUGCUGUCGUCGCUCGCCGCCGCGUUCUUCCUGGUGGAUCUACUCGGCCGCAAGACGGCAGUGACAACGGGUCUGCUCUUGCAGAGCGUGUGCUCACUCUACCUCGCUCUCUUCCUCAAGCUGACUGCCGGUGUCACCAAGGCAACCGAGACGCACUCGGACAAGGCGGCUGCCACGGGGGCCAUCUUCUUUUUCUACCUGAGUGGACUUGCCUGGGCGAUCGGUGUCAACUCGGUGCAGUACCUGACGCAGACCGAGAUGUUUGACAUCACCGUACGAGCGCUCGGCGUCGCCGUGGUGUCGCUGGUGCACUUUGCUAUGCAAUACGCUGCCACUCGCACGCUCAACCCCAUGCUUCAUGCGUGGGGCAACUUUGGAACGUUCCUCUUCUACGCCAUGAUCGCCCUCACGGGCUGCCUGUUUGUCUUCUUCUUUAUGCCCGAGACGGCUGGCCUGCAGCUCGAGGACAUCCACAAGCUGUUCGAGAAGCCCUGGUAUGCUAUUGGCUGGACCCAGAACCGCCCAGCCAGCAAGCGCAAGGCGAGCUCGAAAGACACCCUGACCGACGAGCCACAGAUCGCUAGCGACCUGUCGUACGACGAGCAGAAGAAGUCGCUCGACGAGGGAGCAGACGAGAAGAAGCACUAG
Messenger RNA from Sporisorium graminicola, 1647 nucleotides. RefSeq lists its product as uncharacterized. The record is from RefSeq and is a predicted model, not a curated record. Gene Ontology annotation, molecular function: carbohydrate:proton symporter activity. The coding region runs from base 1 to 1647 and encodes 548 amino acids. The transcript is spliced from 2 exons. Lineage: Eukaryota; Fungi; Basidiomycota; Ustilaginomycetes; Ustilaginales; Ustilaginaceae. Gene Ontology annotation, biological process: carbohydrate transport; transmembrane transport. Gene Ontology annotation, cellular component: membrane.